Molecule: messenger RNA, 1155 nt
Organism: Clonostachys rhizophaga
Lineage: Eukaryota; Fungi; Ascomycota; Sordariomycetes; Hypocreales; Bionectriaceae
Source: the annotation of a GenBank genome assembly
AUGACUUCUGAGCCUCCCACCAAGAAGAAGUGCCUGGGCGUCGACUGCCCCAAUGACGCCGGCUCCCUGCAGUGCCCGACCUGCUUGAAGCUGGGUAUCAAGGAUAGCUUCUUUUGUACUCAGGACUGCUUCAAGAAGAACUGGAGUGACCACAAGGUGUUACACAAGACCCUCGGCGCUGCGACGUACGAUCCGUUCCCCAACUUCCACUACUCCGGGUCGCUCCGUGCAGCCUAUCCGCUCUCUCCCCACCGAACGCUCCCCAAGUCCAUCCCGCAUCCCGUGUGGUGGGAGGAUGGCAAUCCCAAGUACAGCCGCUCCAUUAUCAACCGGAACAAGAUUGAUAUCCUCGAUGCCAAGGGUCAGGCUGCUAUGCGCAAGAGCUGCAAGCUCGCCCGUGAGGUUCUCGACCUCGCAGCCGCUGCGGCCAAGCCUGGUGUAACGACCGACGAGAUCGACAGGAUCGUACACGAGGCCUGUAUCGAGAGAAAUUCCUACCCUUCGCCGCUGAACUACAACCACUUCCCCAAGUCAUGCUGUACCUCUGUAAACGAAGUGAUCUGCCACGGCAUUCCCGAUCAGCGCCCCUUGGUUGACGGCGACAUCCUCAAUAUCGACGUUUCCCUCUUCCACGAGGGCUACCAUGCCGACCUGAACGAGACCUACUACAUCGGCGACAAGUCGAAGGCGGAUCCCGACAACGUGCGCGUCGUCGAGGCGGCCCGCGAGUGUCUCGACGAGGCCAUCAAGGCCGUCAAGCCAGGAACCCUGAUCCGAGAGUUUGGCAACAUCAUCGAGAAGCACGCCAAGACCAAGAACUGCAGCGUCAUCCGAACGUACUGCGGCCACGGCGUGAACACCCUGUUCCACUGCCCCCCCAACGUGCCUCACUACGCCAAGAACAAGACGGUCGGCGAGUGCAAGCCCGGAAUGACAUUCACGAUCGAGCCCAUGAUCGCGCUCGGCAAGUACCGGGACAUCACUUGGCCAGAUAACUGGACCAGCACGACGAUUGAUGGAAAGCGCACCGCGCAAUUCGAGCACACGCUUUUGGUAACAGAGACCGGCGUCGAGAUCCUGACGGCAAGAAAUGCAGACUCUCCUGGCGGUCCUGUCCCAAUGCCCGGGACUGAGGAGGCGAAGAGCGAGGCAUAA